Molecule: messenger RNA, 1380 nt
Organism: Cryphonectria parasitica EP155
Lineage: Eukaryota; Fungi; Ascomycota; Sordariomycetes; Diaporthales; Cryphonectriaceae
Product: MFS general substrate transporter
Exons: 3
Coding region: 1-1380 (459 amino acids)
Biological process (GO): transmembrane transport
Cellular component (GO): fungal-type vacuole membrane
Molecular function (GO): transmembrane transporter activity
Source: RefSeq, a predicted model, not a curated record
AUGGUCUCGAUCGCCGCCCUCUUCAACAAAUAUGCCUACCACGAGUCGGGACUCGCAUCGCUCUGGAUCACGGGUCGGGAUGCGUGGCUAAUCAUCUUUGCGCGCUGCUGUCGCAUGUUCGCCUAUGGCGCCAGCUCGCUCAUCCUCGCCCUGUUCUUCAACGAGCUCCAGGUCUCAGAUUCCCGUAUCGGCUUGUUUCUGACCCUGACGCUCGUUGGCGAUGUCAUCCUCUCGCUUGUCAUCUCCCUGAUCGCCGACAGAGUGGGUCGCCGCCGGACUCUGCUGGGGGGCGCCAGUCUGAUGGUCUUGGCCGGCCUGACCUUUGCGCUGAGUGACAACUACUGGAUUCUUCUUCCGGCUGCCUGCGUGGGUGUGCUCAGUGCUACGGGUGGGGACACUGGUCCUUUCAGGGCCAUCGAGGAGUCCACACUGUCGGAGCUGACCGUCCCAGAGACCCGCGCCGACGUCCUGUCUUGGUAUAUCACGACGGCGGCCCUGGGCUCCGCCUCGGGUACCGCCGCAGCGGGACGUCUUGUGUCGUGGCUUCAGGCCAGGGAGGGCUGGACCCUCCUCGCCGCAUACCACGUCUGCUUCGCGGUCUAUGCCCUCAUGGGCACCCUUGCCUUCAUGGCCGCUUUCGUUCUCUCCCCGAAGUCGAAGGCCAACAGAUUGGCCCAGAUAUCGAAAGAGACGCGGAAUGUCAUGUACGCCCUGUGGUUCCUGCUCAUGGUCGACUCGCUCGCCGACGGCAUGGUCUCCAUGAGCCUGACGACGUACUACAUGGAUGAGAAGUUUCAUCUGCCCAAGUCGACCUUGGGCGACGUGCUCUCAGCUAGUUACUUCCUCGCCGCCUGCUCCACGGUCUUCGCAGGGCCCCUGUCGAGGCACAUUGGCCUCGUCAACACCAUGGUCUUUACGCAUAUCCCGUCCUCUCUGGCCGUCUUGAUCUUUCCUCUCCCACAGAGCAAGUUCCUGACCUUCGCCCUCCUCCUUCUGAGGGUGGGGCUCAACAAUAUGGACCAGGCACCGCGCGCGGCACUCAUCGCCGCCGUCGUCAAGCCCGAGGAGCGCACGGCUGUCAUGGGCAUCACCAGCACUCUACGCACCCUCGCCAACGUCACAGGCCCGAGCUUCACGGGCCUGCUUGCGGAUAACGACAGGUUCUGGAUCGCUUUUGUAGUCGGAGGCGCCCUCCGACUUGCCUACGACAUCGGGCUGUUUGUCAUGUUCAUCAACAUUCAGCUGUACAAGCACGAGCCUGUCAAGGGCAUGGAGCAGACUGCUGCUAGGCUACGGCUCUCAAGCGACGACGAGGACGAAGGCGAUGACGAUAAGGUGUUGCCAUCCAAGGGACACAUAUCGAAGAAUCUACCAGUCUAG